This is a messenger RNA of Carassius gibelio (silver crucian carp), 1673 nucleotides long. Its product is annotated as transmembrane protein 199. The transcript has 6 exons. The coding region runs from base 315 to 902 and encodes 195 amino acids. Gene Ontology annotation, cellular component: endomembrane system. Lineage: Eukaryota; Metazoa; Chordata; Actinopteri; Cypriniformes; Cyprinidae. The record is from RefSeq and is a predicted model, not a curated record. Gene Ontology annotation, biological process: vacuolar proton-transporting V-type ATPase complex assembly.
UUUGCAAUCGGGCGAUAAACACCCAGAAGAAGAAGGAAUCAGCUGAUGUGCAGGGCUGUAAAUAGGAAACAUGUACAUUAAGAUAAAAUAUGAUUAUAUUAGAGCGACAUUAAAAUAACACAUUAGUUUGGUUAGGAAUUUUUUUUCUUUUAUAUAAUUUGAUGUAGUUUUAGCUUUUUGAUACAUUAAACGAGGAAGUUCCUUUUCGCUACUUGUCUAUUUAGUGUCCCACAUAGGCUGAUACAGUGCUGAGAUACAUAAACUACUAAGUGUACGUUAAGGUGUCCUGAUCUUUAGCAGGCAUAUUUGUUAUCAUGGCUUCUUCGUUUAAAGUCGGAGAGAGAUUUGAGGAGAAGGCGAGAGGUUUGCUGGAGGGAGAAUCUGUCAUGUCAGAAGAGCUGAAGGAAGAACUGAAGGCUCUGACAGAUCAGGCCAUCAUACCGUUCAAGACUGUGAGAAAACUACACCAGCUUCUUCAAGAAAACGGACAUCCACUGUAUCUUCAUGAACUGUUUGAGGACAGCACACUUCAUCUUCCGGAAGUCAUCAGACCUCCACGGAACCCCCAGCUGGUGGCCCGUCUAGAAAAAAUUCAAGCAAAACUUGCUAAUGAAGAAUAUAAGAGAAUAACACGGAAUGUAAAUCCACAGGAAAUGCAUCAUCAUGGAACUUUAGCAGAUUUUGGACGACAAGUGCGUUCCGUGAAGGCAGUUGUUGUUACUUUAUUGAACUUCCUGGUGACUGUUGUUGCUGCAUUUGCCUGUUCAUACCUGGGCAGCCAGUAUAUCUUCACAGAGACGACAGCAAGAGUAAUAGCUGCAGUGAUUGCAGCAUCUGUUGUCGGUCUUGCCGAGCUUUAUGUUCUGGUCCGGACUAUGGAGGGAGAGCUCGGAGAGCCCUAAUACCAACUAAAAUCAUCCAACAUUUCUGUAUUUUUUGUGUAUCAUCAAUGUUUUUCACUGUAGAGCUUCUUUUUUAAGUUUGCUUAGUGUCUCUCCAAAUCAAAACAGUGAGGUUGAGUGAUUAGUCUUGAUUUAAUAAAGGCUUUUACGAAGAAAUCCUUUAUACUGAAAUGUGUAAGAAUUAAUCAGAAAUUUUAGAAUUAAUCAACAGUUUAAUUAGACAAUUAAGUGGUUUUGGAAACCACUUCUUUGCUCUCAAGAAACUAGGAGGUACAUUAUGAUCACUGUUAUUCACAUCUAUGUUCAUAUUUAUUUGAAUGCCCUCUACAGGAGUGUUAUUCCUUAUUUUUAAGUUGUAACUAAGAAACAUUUGUUCUUUGAUGUUUAUUGUAAUUGUUACUGAUUCAAAAAAUGUAGUGUGGGAAAAUGCAUUUUUUUUCUUUUCUUUUUUUUUUUUUUUACAAGAAAAUAACAUUCAUAAAGCUAAGAUGAGUCAAAAGCAUUCAAAAAACAAAACAACAACAUUUAAAUCACACUUGCUGAUGGUGAUGAUCACUGUUAAGUUUAAACAGGGUUUACAGCAUUUCUGGUUACAAUGCAGAUCCAGUGCUUACUGUAUGUUUUGUACUGUACGUCUUGCACAUGAGCUGUGUAUCUGAGCUUCGGCAAAGCUACAGAAACAGUACAAAAAGACAACCAGAAAUGUGCAGCUCAAGGUGGCCUAUGAAACUCUUAAGCCCCUCAAAAAAAAAAAAAAAAAAAGACAAAACA